This is a messenger RNA of Carassius auratus (goldfish), 660 nucleotides long. RefSeq names its product histone-lysine N-methyltransferase set-1-like. Gene Ontology annotation, cellular component: polytene chromosome; nucleus. NCBI's taxonomy places the organism in Eukaryota, Metazoa, Chordata, Actinopteri, Cypriniformes, Cyprinidae. The transcript has 3 exons. Gene Ontology annotation, biological process: regulation of DNA damage response, signal transduction by p53 class mediator; regulation of transcription by RNA polymerase II. Gene Ontology annotation, molecular function: transcription regulator activity; protein binding; histone H4K20 methyltransferase activity. The record is from RefSeq and is a predicted model, not a curated record. Bases 19 to 462 code for a protein of 147 amino acids.
AGCCCUCUUAAGGAUGCCAUGCAUCAUGUUGUCAUGAAGUCUGACAAAACUAAAUUCGAGGUGAACUACAUCAAUGCGGUGAAAGGACGUGGAUUAUUUGCAAAAGGUUCCUUUUGCAAAGGAGAUUUUAUUGUGGAGUACAGGGGUGAGUUGAUCAAUUAUGCAGAGCUGGAGAGGAGAAGAAAACUCUACCACCCAUCCUGUGCUGUUUUUAUGUUCGAGUUUAAGUGGAGAGGGAAAACAUGGUGCAUUGAUGCAUCUAGGGAAGAUGGAUCGUUUGGGCGGUUAGUUAACGAUGACCACCAACAUCCAAAUUGUAAGAUGAAGAAAAUUGAUGUGAAUGGAAAGGCACACCUGUGUUUAUUUGCGCUGAAAGACAUUAAAGAAGGAGAAGAAAUCACAUAUGAUUAUGGGGGAGACGACUGCCCAUGGAGGACCCAAGUAAGUUGCAGAAAUAACUAAUUUUUGGUUGUUGAAGAAAUUAGAAUUUGAAUCUAUUAGAAAUAUGAAAAUAAUUUGUAACCAUUAUGACUUGAGGGUCGGUGUUUUUUUUAUUUUAUUUUUUUAAGUACAUUGAAUAAUAGGGUCUUAUGUUCUUAGACCAAUUUAGGGGUUAAAUGUGGGGGUUGUAUGCCUGGCCUAAUGGGUAAAAUGUUACCC